AUGAAGGCAGAGGAGACGCAGAAAGGAGGCACAGGGAUCGCCGAGGACGUACAAGAGUCGUUGUGGUCGGCGAAUAAAGGCAGAGAGGUCGCAGAGAGGACGCAGAGAGGACGCAGAGAGAAGGCACAAGGUGAACAGGAUUACAUCACAGAUUCAUAUGAAGACCAUUCAGCGACCUCUCAACUGAGAACGAAGCGACCUCAGCCAGACCUCAGCCAGACCUCAGCCAGACCUCAGCCAGACCUCAGCCACACCUCAGCCAGACCUCAGCCAGACCUCAGCCAGACCUCAGCCAGACCUCAGCCAGACCUCAGCCACACCUCAGCCAGACCUCAGCCACACCUCAGCCAGACCUCAGCCACACCUCAGCCAGACCUCAGCCACACCUCAGCCAGACCUCAGCCAGACCUCAGCCACACCUCAGCCACACCUCAGCCAGACCUCAGCCAGACCUCAGCCACACCUCAGCCAGACCUCAGCCACACCUCAGCCACACCUCAGCCACACCUCAGCCAGACCUCAGCCACACCUCAGCCAGACCUCAGCCAGACCUCAGCCAGACCUCAGCCAGACUUCAGCCACACCUCAGCCAGACCUCAGCCAGACCUCAGCCACACCUCAGCUAGACCUCAGCCACACCUCAGCCAGACCUCAGCCACACCUCAGCCAGACCUCAGCCAGACCUCAGCCACACCUCAGCCACACCUCAGCUAG
Messenger RNA from Haliotis rufescens (red abalone), 714 nucleotides. Its product is annotated as mediator of RNA polymerase II transcription subunit 15-like. Lineage: Eukaryota; Metazoa; Mollusca; Gastropoda; Lepetellida; Haliotidae. The coding region runs from base 1 to 714 and encodes 237 amino acids. The record is from RefSeq and is a predicted model, not a curated record. The transcript is spliced from 2 exons.